Molecule: messenger RNA, 1896 nt
Organism: Sorex fumeus (smoky shrew)
Lineage: Eukaryota; Metazoa; Chordata; Mammalia; Eulipotyphla; Soricidae
Gene: DBP
Product: D-box binding PAR bZIP transcription factor
Exons: 4
Coding region: 794-1771 (325 amino acids)
Biological process (GO): regulation of transcription by RNA polymerase II
Cellular component (GO): nucleus
Molecular function (GO): RNA polymerase II cis-regulatory region sequence-specific DNA binding; DNA-binding transcription factor activity, RNA polymerase II-specific
Source: RefSeq, a predicted model, not a curated record
CGAGCCAUGUGCUUCCCCUUCUCGUCUGCCUCAUUGGUCUGAUGUGGGUCACUGUCCCGCCCCCAGCACCGUUUCCCAUUGGAUAAAUGUAGGUCAGGGUCCCGCCUCUCCAAAAAGCUAGACAACUUCGUGCACUGAACCGCUCACGCGCCCUCCCGAGUCUGGACCGAUCUGGGGGUCCCAUUGGCUGUGGGUCUCCAGGGUGCGGCACUCGAUUGGCCCGUGCUUGCAGCCGGAGGGAGGCACGCGGCCCGGGUGCAAGGCCCCGCGGGCGGGCGGGGCCCGAAAGGAGGGGUGCGCUCUGUGGCGUCUCGUGUUUUGGUUUGGCUUUUUUUUCCGCGAAAGAAGUUUGCUUUGGCCACGCCCCGACGCGGCCGCCUCCUCCUACCCCCUCUCCCGCCCCUUCGCGCACACCUCUUGGUGCGGAUUGCAAAGAGCCUCUGCUGGAGAGAGCUGCAGAUUUUGCAGGAGCCAGGCUCGCCCACCUUGUAGCAGGAGCGCCUAGGGACCCCUUGAACCCUCGUUGCAAAGAGCCGACGGCCUAAUUUGAUCACCCCCGCUCCGUUACCCAGCCUGCAUGGUCUCCGGGGACCUUCCAGAGUUUCACGUUUCUGCGCGGAGGUCGGCAGAUCCCCUAAAAUUUACGGUGUUCUGGAGGAUCCUGGAGGCUUGCAGGAGCCUCUCGCUCACCCCUGGGCAGCCACUCGCCCGAGCCACAGGAGUGCGCCACGGACUGCCAAGCUGGGUUUUUGUUUCUCCAUGAGCCCGUGAGCCUGUGGGCAAGUGCCCGGCAAUGGCGCGGCCCGUGAGCGACAGGCCCCCGGCCCCACUGCUGCUGGGCGGCCCGGCCGGGGGCCCCUCUGGAGGGGGUGCGCUGCUUGGACUGAGGAGCCUUCUGCAGGGGACCAGCAAGCCCAAAGAACCAGCUAGCUGUCUCCUGAAGGAAAAGGAGCGCAAGGCGGCUCCGCCGGCAUCCACGGUCUCCGGGCCGGGCCUGGAGACGGCGGGCCCGGCGGAUGCCCCGGCCGGGGCAGUGGUGGGCGGCGGGUCCCCUCGGGGGCGCCCAGGGGCCGUGCCGGGCCCGGGUCUGUUGGCGCCGCUGCUGUGGGAGCGGACGCUGCCGUUCGGCGACGUGGAGUACGUGGACCUGGACGCCUUCCUGCUGGAGCACGGGCUCCCGCCCAGCCCGCCGCCCCCCGGCGGCCAGUCACCGGCGCCCUCGCCCGUUCGCACGCCCGCACCCUCGCCCGGGCCCGGCUCCUGCAGCUCGGCGUCCCCUCGCUCCUCACCGGGGCACGCCCCGGCCCGGGCUGCCCUCGGGGCCGCCGGUGGCCACCGCGCAGGUCUCACCUCUCGGGACACUCCCAGCCCAGUGGACCCGGACACCGUGGAGGUGCUGAUGACCUUUGAACCCGACCCCACUGAUCUAGCCCUGUCCAGCAUUCCCGGCCAUGAGACCUUUGAUCCUCGGAGACAUCGAUUCUCAGAGGAGGAAUUAAAGCCCCAACCCAUCAUGAAGAAGGCCCGGAAGAUCCAGGUGCCAGAGGAGCAGAAGGACGAGAAGUACUGGAGCCGGCGGUACAAGAAUAAUGAGGCAGCGAAGCGCUCCCGAGAUGCGCGUCGGCUCAAGGAGAACCAGAUAUCCGUGCGGGCGGCCUUCCUGGAGAAGGAGAAUGCCCUGCUGCGGCAAGAGGUGGUGGCCGUGCGCCAGGAGCUGUCACACUACCGCGCGGUGCUGUCGCGCUACCAGGCCCAGCAUGGGGCCCUGUGAGGUGGCCCUGUCCAUCCGUCUGGGGGCCCCAGGGCUGUGGGACAAUGCAGAUCAAAUACAUUUAUAUUUUUAAAGAAAAAGCGAGCCUCCCACCUCCGGCGUGGGGGCGGGGAGGGGCCAUCUGU